This is a messenger RNA of Galendromus occidentalis (western predatory mite), 2429 nucleotides long. RefSeq names its product glutaminase (gene GLS). Gene Ontology annotation, molecular function: glutaminase activity; protein binding. The coding region runs from base 90 to 2051 and encodes 653 amino acids. The transcript is spliced from 9 exons. NCBI's taxonomy places the organism in Eukaryota, Metazoa, Arthropoda, Arachnida, Mesostigmata, Phytoseiidae. The record is from RefSeq and is a predicted model, not a curated record. Gene Ontology annotation, biological process: L-glutamine catabolic process.
CACCGGCGCGCGAGUGAUAUAAUCAGAGGUUGACCGAGUCAACGGAUAUCGAUCUCCGAGCGUGUGAGGUCCGACAGGUCGGCUGAUUAAUGAGUUCAGGCCGCUUUUGCCGACUGAUUAAGUUGAAGCCCCCUGUAGCUUUCUCACAGCUUGUGAAUCGUCCACAUCGCAAUGUUCACCAAACGGCUUCUCAGCAAACUCAUUUAAAGAGGCAUCAAGAUCGAAAUACUACCGAAAAGCGGUCCGGCCAGUUCUCCGGCGGAAAACCUCUUGGCAAUGACCGCUUCUCGACUUGGUAUGAGAAUCAGCAUGUACCCAGCAGAGCGUAUUCACAUGCGAGUCGCAUCUUCAUGCCGGAGGAGGAAUUUCGCGAAGGCAAAGCGAAAGCGUUGAAAGGUGAGGAGGCGCAUCCGACCAACGUCGAGGAUAUUCUCUUCGACAUGUUUAGGGAUGAAGACGAUAAAAUAUCCAUCGCGAAGUUCUUCGACGCUCUUUUCGCUACUGGUCUGAAGAAAAACGACCACCGGCUCAAGGAAAUGAUGACGAACUUGCGCGAAAUUCAUGGAGGCGCGGGUGGCAUGGGUUCCCUGGAAGGUUUGAGCUUGGAUAAGGCAACGUUCAAGCACGUUCUCAAAGAGAACAUUGUCCUUAUCACGAGAGCACUCAGACACCAGUUCGUAAUUCCCGAUUUCCAAGAUUUCACGGCAUAUGUCGAGAAAUUCUACUGGAGAUGCAAAGGCAAUCAGAACGGCAACGUCGCGACUUAUAUACCACAGUUGGCAAAAUACUCGCCCGACUACUGGGGCGUCUCGGUGUGCACCGUGGAUGGCCAAAGAUACGCAAUCGGCGACGCGGAGGUUCCUUUCACCAUACAAUCGUCAGGGAAACCCCUGAACUAUGCGAUCGCCCUCUCGGAACUUGGGGCGGAUACUGUUCAUCAAUAUGUCGGUCAGGAACCAUCUGGAAGAAUGUUCAACGAGCUCGUGCUCGAUCACAACAGGAAACCGCACAAUCCGAUGGUGAACGCAGGAGCUAUAAUUAUCGCGUCUACGCUGCUCAAUCUAAUCGAGCCCGAGAUGAGAGCAUCGGAGAAGUUUGAUUGGAUGUGCCAGUAUUACCGCGCUUUGUCGGGUGGAGAGUAUCUGUCAUUCAACAAUGCGAUCUUCCUCUCGGAGCGUGAAGCUGCGGAUCGUAAUUACGCGAUCGCCUAUUACAUGAAGGAAAACAAAUGCUUCCCAGAGAAGGUCAUAUUGAAGGACGCUAUGGAUUUCUAUUUCCAACUAUGUUCCCUCGAGGUGAAUUGUCAUUCGGUGUCUGUCAUGGCUGCUACAUUGGCCAACGGAGGCAUCUGUCCGAUCACCGGCCAUCAGGUCAUCAACCCCAACUCGUGUCGCGAUGUCUUAUCGCUGAUGCACUCUUGCGGCAUGUAUGACUAUUCGGGUCAAUUCGCAUUCAAAGUCGGUCUACCCGCCAAGACGGGAGUGGCCGGGUGCACCAUGGUCGUGAUACCGAACGUCAUGGGCCUUGGUCUCUGGUCGCCUCCCCUCGACAACUACGGGAACUCGGUGCGCGGCGUGAACUUCUGCGAAGAACUAGUUCGCGUGUUCUCGUUCCAUCAUUACGACAAUCUCCGUCACAUGACCCAGAAGAAAGACCCGCGUCGUCAAAAGUACGACACCAAAGGACAGAAAGUGGUCAAUCUGUUAUUUUCAGCGGCCAGCGGUGAUGUUACCGCUAUGCGAAGACAUUACUUGUCUGGAAUGAACAUGGGGCUCUCCGAUUACGACGGCAGAACAGCCCUCCAUCUGGCAGCCGCCGAAGGCCACAUAGAAGCGGUUGAGUUCCUUCUCAAAAUCUGCGGUGUGAAUCCCUGCAACAAAGAUCGUUGGGGUCAUACUCCACUCGACGAUGCCAGGACUUUUGGUCAUAGUUCAAUCGUGGAUUAUCUCGGCAAGUGGAAUGAAGGAAACACCAUCCAGGAGGUAACGAAAGAUAAAGAUGCUGAGGAAAAACCAGUCGCGAAACCAGAUCUAAAAACUCCGACCCCGUAAAUGUCGGCCCCGAGAGCUAAGAAGUCCGACGAGACGGGCCCCAUCGAAAGCAGAGUAUUCUGAGAAGUAUUCUCAGAGUAUUCUGAGAGCGAAGUAUUCUCACCCCGCUGGAUUUUUUCCGGGAGUGUGCAUGCCGAGGACUUUCUUAACUUCUCCUAAGUGAGAGCGUUAUCCCUCCACGAGACACCCAGUCUUUCAAUGAAGUUAGUUAGGUGCAUCUGUCAGCCAGUUCACGAGUCAUAAGAUGGACAUACUGCAAUAUUUUUUGUUCUUAGAUCACGUUUCGUUUCUGAGCAGUCGACCCCGUCAUGGAUUAGGUACACAUGGAAGGGGGUAGGGACCCUACAUACGGGAAAUUAUCAUGUAAUAAAAGACUUU